Messenger RNA from Hyaloperonospora brassicae, 5130 nucleotides. The record is from the annotation of a GenBank genome assembly. Lineage: Eukaryota; Oomycota; Peronosporomycetes; Peronosporales; Peronosporaceae.
AUGAACUGCGUCAAGGGCGAGAUCCACAACGUGCUCUCGAUGAUGCGCUUCAACGCCCGCUGGGCCAGCGUCGACCGCUUCACGCAGGAGAUCCCCGCCGCCACGCAGUCGCCCAUGAUGCGCGCCUUCAAGCAGCUGCACUACGAGCUCCAGUCGGUGGCCGACUUGGCGGACGUGGACACCGUCACGUACCUGUUGCCGUUUGUUAUGGUCAUUGAGUCGGACCGCACGAGUGGGUUCAUCACCGGUGCGGCCAUUUCGGCGAUCAACAAGUUCCUCUUGUACGGUCUCAUCACGUGCGACUCGCUGCGGGCAGAUGUAGCCAUUAACCGCAUCGCAGUGUGCGUCUCCCGGUGCAAAUUCGAAGAGACGUAUCGAGACGACGACGAAGCCGUAUUGAUGAAGUUACUGGAGCUCGUGGAGUACUCCGUUCGCUGUGACGCUGGUCACUUGAUUGCUGGCGAGAAUCUGUUCAAGAUGCUGCAGCUGUGUUACAGUAUCCGAUGUCAGUCCCGAUCGUCGAUCCACUUGUGCAGGUCGGCGGACAAUACCUUGUCCCACUUGGUGCUCACCGUGUUCGACAGGAUCGACGAAUUGGGUUUGCAGCGAAAAAGCAGUCAAGCCGUUGCGCCAAUGGUUCCACAGCCGCCGCCAAAAGGAGCUGAGAUCGCAACAGGUGAUGGACAAGAUGAAAAUGAGGCUCCCGAGUACGAUGCUAGUCUCGACAUUGUAGAGCCACCGGCUUCUGUACCAGUGGAGCCAACGUCGGUUCCUGCAAAAACAGGAGAUGCACCGUACGGGAUCCCGCUGCUGGAACGGAUUCUACACUUUAUAUCAGGACUGAUAUCGCCGACGGAAAACGAAGAGAUGACGUGCGUGCAGGGUUUGAAGCUCAUGAACGUGGUACUCGAGACAGCUGGUACGGGACUUGGCAAUCACCCGUGCUUGGUGUCGGUGUUGCAAGGAGAUUUGUCAAAGUUCCUGCUGCAAAACUCAGAGACCGAGGAGCUAGGCAUUCUGUCACUCACGCUGCGUGUUGUGUUCAACCUAUUCAACUCGAUCAAGGACCACCUGAAAGUCCAGCUGGAAGUGUUUUUCACGAGUGUUCAUAUGCGCAUCAUCGACUCACCGUCGUGCUCGAAUGAACAGAAAGAGCUCGCACUGGAAUCGUUGCUCGAGUUCUGCCGCGAACCAGCGCUCAUGCUGGAUUUGUAUAUCAAUUACGAUUGCGAUGUGCAUUGCACGAACUUGUUCGAGGUGCUGUGCAAGUCGCUGGCGAAGAAUUGUCAGUCCAUGUCGGGCCCUGACGGCAGUCUGAAUGCUCUGACGUUGCUGUGUCUCGAAGGCUUGUUAGCAGUCAUCGAGUCGAUUGCUCAACGGUGCCCUUUGAACGCCCCCACAACAACCUCAGGAUCCGGCGCUUUUGGGCGCAAUACAGGUAUCUUGAGUCUGAAAGGGUCUGAUCUAGCUCGAUUUACGGCUGGAACAUCCCCUGGCACUGAAGGCUCAUUUAGUGACUUUUCGAUGAACGAUAUUUCGCCAAUGUCUUCGGUGCGUGACCUCAUGCACCUCGUGAUGUCAGGGAGUGAAAGCGACUCGGACUCGGAGCAGAGUGAACAGGAGAACCUGGUGGAUCAACUGGCGUGGCUGCACACGGCUCGCGAACGCACUGCCGAAGUCUUGCAGCAACGCAAGCGUAUCAAAAAGCGCUGUGCGCUGGCAGCGGAAAAGUUCAACCACGAUCAGAAGAAUUGGAUUGCGUAUUCACAGCAGAUUGGACUGUUGCCAGAAGAGCUAACACCUGAAUCGGUUGCAUCGUUCUUGCUGCACACGCCAGGUCUGAACAAGACGCUUAUUGGCGACUUCAUUGGCGACGGGCCGGUGGAAAAGUAUCCGUUCAAUGCUGCAGUGCGAGACGCUUAUGUCGCAAUGUUCGAUUUCCGUUCGGCCUCGUCGCUCGAUGAGGCAUUGCGAAUGUUCCUGGCUAAGUUUCGUUUACCGGGUGAAGCACAAAAAAUCGAUCGCAUGAUGGAAGCGUUUUCGAAGCAACUGUAUUUGCAAGCUGGUGCUUCUGGUCCUCUGGCAGACGCUGAUGCGGCGUACGUGCUGUCGUUCAGCAUCAUUAUGCUGAACACGGAUUUGCACUCCGACCAUAUUGCAAAGAAGAUGACAGUGGAAGAGUUCAUUCGCAACAACCGCGGAAUCAACGCAGGCCAAGAUUUACCGGUGGAGUACUUGACAGAUCUGUACUAUAAUAUUCUGGAGAAGGAGAUCCAGAUGCAGCAUGACGUGUCCGACUUUAUGGAGUCUCCGUCGUCAACGGUUGACAGGUACUCGAUGCAAUGGGACGGCGUGUUAAAGCGCUCGAAGAAUGUGGUCGGCGCAAGCUUUACUUCGAACACGAGUAUUCUGAAGGUGCGUGCUGGUCUGUACGAAAAGGACAUGUUCAACUUGAUCUCCGAAAGCACGAUCAAGAGCAUAUUGCUGGCGUUCGAAAAGACUUGUGACGUGACGAAUAUGGAGCGUGCUGCGGAGGGCCUGAGCAAUUGUGCCAAAAUUAUGCUGUACUAUGAUAUGAUUGACGAGUUCAACAAGAUUAUGGGAGCGCUAUCAUCGUACUUCCUCACAUUUGCUCAUGGUAUUAUGAGUGGCGAGAAAGUGUACGUGCCACCGACUAUGCUGAAGCACUCAGCGUCUUCUCCACUUUCGUCUGCAUCGGAGGACCAACAUACAGAGGCCAGCGGAGAGCAAGUCGUUCCGUGUCAGGAUGAUGCUUCUGAAGUCGAGGUUUCGGUAGCGCAACAGCAGGCUGGAAGCUCAGUAAACGAGGACUUGGCGCUAGGAGGAAAGACUCGUCGUGCGCUACUGUCGCUGAAGAUGCUAUUCCAGUUUGUACAAAACAAGAGCGCAUACUUUCGCAAAGGCUGGGCGAACGUGAUCGAGUGCAUGCUCAUGUUUAACGAGCUGGAUGUGAUUCCUACAUCAUUGGUAGAGAUCGAUGAUUUCGUGGAUUCGCGUGGCGUGCCGCUGCCUCCGAUGCAGGGCGGGAUGCCGAUGCAUACCUCCUCUCCUUCCGAUAGCUCGUCCAACCGCAGACAGGGUGGAACAGGUCUUUCGGGAAAGACCCGUGAACGAUCGAGACGUCAAGCUGAGCGCCAAGCCGCUAUCCGAAGUCGUAUGAAACGCAUGACUCAGGCUAGUCAGGGCACUUCGUAUGGAAGUCACGGACAGAACGUCAACAGUGGAUCCCUCUGGGGCUCGUUGUCGUACUACCUCUGGGCAGAGGAGGAAAAAGUUGACAAGAGCUUCUCGUUGAUUAACGAGAUGCUUCGUGAAGAGGUGUUGAAGCUCGGUGGCGGUAUCCUCGAAAAAGAGAAUUGGCUGCGUUUGACUCGUAAAUUGCAGGAGGAAGCAUUGACGAGCUUGUUGGAGACGCUGGUCUCGUGUCGCGAUCCAUUUAAGUGCAUUGUGCAGCCGUCUGAUUCCGGUGUGGAUGCCAUGAUGCAGGAAAACGCGAUCCUUGUACUGGAGCUGAGCGUGGACAUUAUCUUGGUCAACUCGAACCGUAUUUUGCAGCUCAACUUGUGGGACUCGUUCCAUCUGUAUGCCAAGCGCAUUCUUUCGACCCCGUUGAGCGAGCUGCGCAUGCAGGGACUCGUUGAACGUGUGGUAGUGCACAUUUUGCGAGUCAGUAUCCGACUCUUUCACGACGAGCAGGUGCGUCCCAAACUCAUGGCGACGCUCGAGCUCCUUUUGACACUGAACCGGGAAAUGUACAAGGCGCUGAGCGACCGGCUGUCGUCCGGUAUCACAAUGUUGCUCAAGGCGAACCUCGUGUACAUGCACAACUUUCACGACUGGGAGGUGCUCUUGGGCAUCUUGCACAAUGUGGUCGAGUAUAUCAACAGUCGCUCAGCUUGUUGGGAAAGUGUGGUAGUGCUAGUCGAAGGAAAGCACUUGCAUGAUGGCAACUUUCCGUUCUGGAUGUCUCUUUGCUGCGCGUUUGUUCAGCACCGGACGUCGUAUGCUGUUGACGCGUUGAAGCUUCUCGAAGGACUGGCUAACAGUGACAGCACGUAUAAAAUGACUGGCAGCUCGUGGCUAGAAGUGAUGCGAGUGAUGCUUGACUAUCUGGACGAUGCUCGACUCCCAGUAGGAAGGACCGCUUGGGAGUGCCUGCGCAACUCGCUACUUCUCCCCGGUGUGCCGAUCGCCAAGGACACGUGGAACAAAUGCUUUGACGAGAUCAUCUUUGCGUUUGACGAUCAGGUCAACGACAGCACUGUGAAGAUGGCGCGUGACGCUCCUCUGUACAGCAUCACGCUCUUGUCCAAGACGUUCCUCCACAACUUGAACGUACUGAUGGAAUUAUCGGACUUCCCAGAUCUGUGGCUGAAAGUGUUGCGUCGUCUUGCAAACAAACUGGUCGCACCAAACUCGUCUUCGACGCGAUUGCAGCACUCGAGUGUUGUAUUCGAGACGACGUUGCAGUCGUUGUACAACCUGCUGCUUGUGCUGAAGGCCGAAGAUAUUCUCGAGCGGGCGAGCACCGAGGAUAGUACGCAGACGCUGUUUGACGAAACAUGCGCUGUCAUCGACGCCGUGUGUCCACAUCUGAAAGAGCAGCUGGGUCUGAGUCCCGGUGCAAGCACGGCCGAUGCAAGCACGACGGCAACAUCAGCCAACAGCAGUGAGCAAGAGAGUGAGCGCCCCCUUGUCGACGUCGUGGCCGAUAAACCGCUCGAUAGCGCAGAGGAUCCAGAGGCUUUGGUGGCGACUGCUGAACACGACAACGGGAUCGAGUCUGAGGAUGUUCCGACCGGAGGACGUGGGACCGGUGCGAUUCACGAUGAGGCUCAAGCCGUUCCGGCGGCUAAAGAGGAGAUCGCUGCAGGGCACGAUGUUGAAGUUGCUGCACCGAUCGACGCGCCACAUCUCCACUCCGAGUCACGCGAUCGCAACGACGGAAACAAGUCAGAGCCAAUCGCCGCUGGAGCAUCGACUCGGGGCAACCAGCUACCGUCUGCAGGAUCGCCACUCGACGCGGUGGUGGGGCUCAGUGGCCAUGAGACGUGUGGGAUCAAGGUCACGGGCGGCGUCAUUGUGGACGAGAUCACGGAAGCUGUUUGA